Messenger RNA from Schistosoma curassoni, 1913 nucleotides. Lineage: Eukaryota; Metazoa; Platyhelminthes; Trematoda; Strigeidida; Schistosomatidae. The record is from the annotation of a GenBank genome assembly.
UCUGAAUCCGAAAGGCGGGAUUUCUGACACUGGCGUUACGUAAUGGUUUCAACUGAUGGUAAAGCAACAAUCUUAAACUAUGUCAGGAAUUGCUUUGCAUCUGGAGAUGAUUCGGGAUUUUGCGAAAAAUUACUUAAAAAAGUUAAGGAUGUCACAGAUGAAGAAAUUGAAAAUAUUUUAAGUGGACAGUAUUUUAAUGAAGUUGUAAACACGGACUCCGAUGAUUUUUAUAGACACUCCCCAGAAUGUGCCUUUGUACCUUGUGAAGAUCCGUUAAGCGCGUUUUACUCCUCCAUUAAUAACUUUGAGAAUUCUCAGCAGUCAUCCUUUUCACUUAAAAGGAAUGCAUCUAAUAUUCGACAGCUUUCCGCUGAGGAAGUGGACGCGUAUUUCCCAUCAAAACCGAUAGUCCGCACAAACAAACCAGAUACAACAAUAAAAUCAGAAAAAUCUGGGUUGACUUUGGCACUAGAACAAGCUAAGCUGAGUGGACAUUUAAAAAGAAAUAAACUAUUCUCUGAUUUUGCUAUCUACGAUGCUCGGUCAACACUUGGUACAAAUCAGCAUGUUCCAGAUGGUCGCUUUCCCAAUGCAAACGUAGAUCCUUCUCUGCGCCAGUUCAAUGUUUGGCUCUGGAGGCUUAAUGGCUUCCCGCGCACGUCAAUUAAAGUUCAGCCUCGAGUGGGUACUACAGUGCAACAGUUUAUGGGGCUUACUUUAUGGCAGUAUUUUAAUGAGUUUUCAACAUCUGACAAUGAUUUGACACUUGUGCCAACUCAGUUAGAUGAUUUAGACGAAUCAUUUUUAAACCGGCUGGCUUUACACAUGUUUGAUACACUGGAUGGUGAAUGUGACGAUAAUGAAGAUGUAGAUUCAGAAUUUCCACCGCUUGAAUUGAAUGAUCCAAUUCAUAAAUAUGAAUUUAAGUCAUUUGCCCUGGUUGAACGAGUGGAAACACCAUUGGCAGAGGCAUCAAAGAAAGAAAUUUCGCAUGUGUUAGUCACAAUACAUAUGGCUCAAGGUAUGAGUGUACUCCGAUUCCCAUCGGAUACGUGUCUAAGUACAGUGUUAGAACGUGCUGUAUAUCGUCGUCGUCUACGCCAGCAUGGUGGUUAUGCUUAUCGAUUGGAACUUUGGCCACGGAACACAGACCAACAGAACAACAAUACAAAAAGCAAUAAUUUUCCAUUGAAUAAAAAUUCGCAGUUAGAUAUGAGUAAACCAUUGAGUUAUUUUAUUGCUGCUGGUUUGCCCUUACACUUUCUUCUUGUUCGUGAAAGCAGUAAGUGUCGAAUAUUUGGAUAAUGUCAAUCUUACUGCUUGGUAUUUUUUGAACAUAAUACUUCACUCGGUCAGUCCUAAAACAGAACACAAGUCAUAAGCAAACGACAUUAUACUCCAAAAAUUCCAACAAUAAAAGUCGGUGUGAUACAGCUCUUUCAGAUCAAAACGAUGAUAUUGAAGCAACAAAGUCAUCAGAAUCGAUGUUAGCGUUAGAUACAACAUUAGAACCAGUUCAUACAGCUUUACAUUUAAGACAAUAUCAGCGUCCCAAGUUAGUGCUUGCCUCGUGAUGAAAUUUGAUCAUUUCCUUAAUGUAUGUCCUAUCCACCAACUCCAUCACCUAUUCCUAAUUUCCUCUUCAGUUGGAAGCUGGUUUGUUCUCUCCCACAGAAAGCUAUUGCUGAUGGUAUCCGGCCAAUGGAUGUUUAGUAUCUUACGUAGACAACUAUUUAUAAAUACUUGUACUUUCUUGAUGAUGGUUCUAGUAGUUCUCCAAGUUUCAGCUCCAUACAGUAGAACUAACUGUCUUGAUGUUCGUAUUGAAGAUUGUGACUUUGAUAUUAGUUGACAGACAGUUGUUUUGAGUUGCAUAUAUUGUUCAAUUUUAGGAAUGCUAUUCUUGCUUUGCC